Messenger RNA from Polyodon spathula (Mississippi paddlefish), 3373 nucleotides. RefSeq names its product 5-hydroxytryptamine receptor 1B-like. Gene Ontology annotation, biological process: chemical synaptic transmission; bone remodeling; vasoconstriction. Gene Ontology annotation, molecular function: G protein-coupled serotonin receptor activity. The record is from RefSeq and is a predicted model, not a curated record. Gene Ontology annotation, cellular component: plasma membrane. The transcript has a single exon. Bases 601 to 1749 code for a protein of 382 amino acids. NCBI's taxonomy places the organism in Eukaryota, Metazoa, Chordata, Actinopteri, Acipenseriformes, Polyodontidae.
UUUCGCUUCCAACACAAGAUGGACUAAAAGAAAAACUUAUUUCUAUAAACACACAACCACAAUUUACAGAAUUGCGAAGCAUAAUAUGACAAAAGGCUACCUUUAAAUAAUGAAGACAUUUAUCAGUAGAAUGAAGAAAUAUAUUUCUACCAUGUCAAGCCAUCAAGUGUGCAGAAGUGACCAAGAGACUGUAGAAGCAAAAAUGAAUGUAAACUUCGUGAAGCAGCAAAGGUAAUAUAACGACUCAGAAAUGUGUGCUCAGAAACAUUUGCACUGGAAAUGCUAUCACAGAAAAACACACUGUUCAUGUGAAAGGAAUGGAAUCCCAGUGACUGGAGAAAUAAGCCGCGCUACAUUGAAGUGAGGUAAACAUUUAUAGUUUAUACAGAGUCUUAGAUGAGGGAAGUGCUUGUGAAUAUAUUCAAAUAUAUAUAUAUAUAAUGAUAAAUUGCUAACAGAUCGAAAAUGUUAUGCUGCCAGGCAUUUAAACCAAAUGUUAAUCUUGUGUAUAAAACAGGUCAGUAAACUUAAAAGAAAAGAAAAAAGUUGAAGCGAUAAUUAACCCCCGCCGUGAAGAUAAAAGAAAAGGAGAUUUUAGGGAUGGAGCAGUCCAGCAAGUUUAAACCAAUACCUGUAUUAUCCGAUCAGACUUGGACAACUUAUUCAAUGAAUAACAAUAAUGACACUAAGGAAAACGGAGUCGGGGACUUAGUUGUUCAAACCAGUUUAGCAAUAACUCUAUCACUUAUAACUCUCGCUACAAUGCUUGCCAAUGGAUUUGUGAUUGUUACUAUUUAUCAAACUAGAAAGCUACACACUCCUGCAAACGUCCUUAUUGGUUCUCUGGCCGUCACAGACCUUUUAGUAUCCAUUCUGGUGAUGCCUAUCAGCGGUCUCUACACAGUGAAUGGCACUUGGACUUUAGGACAAAUCGUUUGCGACAUCUGGCUGUCCUCAGAUAUCACAUGUUGCACUGCAUCCAUACUUCACUUGUGCAUAAUCGCCUUGGACCGGUACUGGGCAAUAACUGAUGCUGUUGAAUAUUCCAAGAAGAGGACCCCGGUAAGGGCAGCCGGGAUGAUUGCAGUAGCCUGGGUCAUUGCGAUCUCCAUAUCGCUGCCGCCUUUGUUCUGGCGUCAUGCUAAAGCUGAAGAGGUCAUUUCAUGCAUGGUGAACACUGAUCAUAUUUUUUACACGCUUUAUUCCACCUUUGGAGCCUUCUACAUUCCGACUUUAUUGCUGCUUGUUCUGUAUGGGAGGAUCUACGUGGAAGUCCGAUCUAGGAUUCUAAAACAGGCACCGAAAAAAGCAGGCAAAAGACUGACAUCAGCGCAUUUACUUACCGAUUCCCCUGGAUCAGCAGCUUCAACGACGCUCCUGACGUGCAGAGCACAAGAACCCUCCUCUGGUGACACCGGGGCCCCAGUGUGUCUAAACCAUCACGUCCAGGUGACCGUGUCUGAUGCGCUUUUGGAAAGGAAGCGGAUCUCGGCUGCUAGGGAACGGAAGGCCACUAAAACUUUGGGUAUCAUUUUGGGAGCUUACAUUGUAUGCUGGUUGCCCUUCUUCAUUAUAACCCUGGUCUACCCUAUUUGUACGACUUGCUGGUUCCACCCAGCACUCAUUGAAUUUUUCACCUGGCUGGGUUAUGUAAACUCUUUAAUUAACCCUAUCAUUUACACCAUGUCGAACGAGGAUUUCAAACAGGCUUUCCAGAAACUGAUGCGCUUCAGAUGUUGCACCUCUUGAUCAACCCGUGUAUAUUACAUAAAUCAGCCAAACUGGCACAUUGCAGUCUAUUGAACGAAGUUGACUUUUAUUUCCUUUAACUGUGCUGCGCUUUUUGGAAACUGCUUCUGUUAACGCACGUCGGCACACGUUUAUUGCGAGUCGAACACACCUCUAGUACCAAUACCACCCCUUUAAUAUGUCUGAGCUUUGUCAUACAAUUUACAGACUCUUCAGAAAGUGUGCUUCUGCAAAGAUUUAUUUGGACAAACUCAGAAAUUAUGUCAGCACAUGUGUACCAUGCUUACCAUGUAAUUAUUCAUUGAAACCAAACAAAAAAGCCUGAAAUAUUAAUCAUGUCUUUUUGGAAAUAUUUUAUUUAUUCCCAUAUUUGUGAUGUUUGAAAAGGUCAUAUUACGGUAAGACUUUCUUGAUAACCGUCAUUUGCAUAGUAAAAAAAAAAUGUUAUCUGGUGAGUGAAUUGCAGUAUAAAUAAUGGUCAUUUGUAGGGAAAAAAAAAGUUACUUUUACCCAAUAAAACUAGAUUUUACAGUAAAAAAAAAAAAAACAGCAACUCAGUUGCCAGUAACAUAAUGUAAAACACCACAAACUCACAGCAAAAUACUACAAAUACAAACAAUAUUUAAAUAUUAACAAAUAAACUCACUACUAAGUGUUCACAUACUUUGUAGAACUACUGCUCUCAAAAAAAGGCUCAACCCGCAAUAAUUGCGCCUCGGAAGUACAUCAUCGGCUAGGAUACUACCCACAUUACACUGACCAUACAAUAAAAAUACGAAUAGAGCGGUGGCCCGCUCCAAGAGCUGGCCUGCCACAAGAUGGUGACCACACAAACCAUGAACAAACACAGAAAAUGAUGAGGGAACACAAAGGACAAGUACAUUUACAUAGAAUUGUGCAACCGCACAACACAUUUAACACACAAUCACACAAAUAACACAGUUAAAACACUACUAUUUUCAAUCAGCCCUGCAAUGGAUUCUGGGAUUCCAUUUUUAACGUAAUUAUAUGUAAUAUUAUGCAGCAUUCAACCGUCAAAAGAUGUGGUCUGUUAAAACAACGGAAAAUGUCUGUUUUUUAAGGAAAUGUUUUUAGUAUGAAGGUAAUUUGCUGUUAAAUCUAAGGUAAAUUGUCAUUUUAUAAGAGAAGCUAAUUUACCUUCAAUGUUUGCCAGAAUUUUAGAGUUGAAUUUAUGGACAUUUUUCCAGUGCAGCGCAGGUAUACAGCCAUAUAUUUAAAAAGCCAGUCUGGAGCAAACUGAACGACGCGGAAAAAAGGGGGCAUUGAGUCUGAGAAAAGUUGUCAGUUUAAACAUCAAGUCAGAUUAUCCAUGAAUGAUUAUAUAUCAGUGUUUGUGUUACAUUAUUAAAUGCACGUGUUUCAAAACAUAAGAGUCUCAGGCUAUUUACACACCUGCCAUGGUCAGUUAGCAUGUGAUGUGAAGUACUUCAUGUAAAGUGACAUGCUAAUAUUUAUUUAUUUAUUGUUUGUUCUGUUGUACCCUUUUUAGUGAAUGAAAGGUUGAACCUCCAGGGAACCAUAUAUAAUGUGUUUUAUAUUCUUUAUUGUCAAGCCUGAAUAUGCAAAUAGUCAAAAUAGUCUGAGCAAUCUUAUUGUUACAGUU